AUGUAAUUAAUCUUUGAUAACACUUAGAUACAUAAGAGUCCUGAAUAAGUAUUUAUGAUUAAUUGAUUAGUUAAGAAGGGAAAAAUUAGAUAUCAAAAUAAAAACUAUUAAAGCAGAUUUAGCUCCAGGAGUUGUGAAAUAUAUGAUGAAGACCAAGAAUAAUGAAAAAUUACAAACUCCACUUCACAAUGUCGAAUAUCAUCAUCCAUACUCUAAACCAUAACUUACUUAUUUAAAGACAUUUUAAAAGAUGGACUUAGAGCCUCCAGUAUAAUUAGAUGAAAUAAAAGAAGAAAAAUGGAGCAUUUUAUCAAAAAAUUGUAGGAACAUUUUAGAAAAAUCAAGAAUUAGUUUAGGAAAACCAAAUGAAUCUUAAUUUUUAAGACGAUCAUCAAUUGAACUCUAUCCUAGUCCACAAAAAUAAAUAAAAAAUAAUAAUAAAUUUUUGACUCGAAGAUAAUCAAUAGAUUUAAGGAUUGAAGAUAUUAAAUCUCCAUAACAAUCCCCUGUUGAAUAGAUAAAUCCAUCUCCAAAACCUUUAGGAAUUAAAAUGGAUCCAUUCUAUGUUAGAUUUAAAAAAUACUAUAAAAAAAUUGGAAUUCAUUAAGAUGAAUAACCAAAACCCAAUAAUAAUAAAUUUUAAAAGCUUCAUAAAAAUUCUUAUUCUUAAGAUAAGAUAUAUAAAAUAAAUUCUCCUCAAAGAUAAAAUUAAAGUUUUAUUUUCUUUCCUUAGGUUUAAUGUUCUCCUUAAGCAUAUAAAAAAUCUGUUUUUUAGAAGAAAAAAAGUUAAUAAUAAUAUCUAUAAGAUAUAUUGGCUUUAUGUAAUAUGGCAUAGCAUUUUCAGGCUGAAAUGAAAAAAGAUGAAACUGAAAAUUAUAGUGAAUUAAAUUAAAAGGUAGAAUACAUCAGAUCUGAAUUCAAUAAAUAUCAUAGUAUGAUCAAUAAUGAAUAGGAUUCAACUGAUAAUAUUGAAAUUAAAUGA
Messenger RNA from Paramecium pentaurelia, 982 nucleotides. The record is from the annotation of a GenBank genome assembly. NCBI's taxonomy places the organism in Eukaryota, Ciliophora, Oligohymenophorea, Peniculida, Parameciidae.